Molecule: messenger RNA, 1947 nt
Organism: Rotaria sordida
Lineage: Eukaryota; Metazoa; Rotifera; Eurotatoria; Philodinida; Philodinidae
Source: the annotation of a GenBank genome assembly
AUGCUAGACGAUAUAAUUUUCGCAGUAACAAAUGCCGAUACUGAUUCGAAUCAGUCGGAAGUUGAACAACAAACUGAACUUAUGUACACCGAUAAUACAAUAUGGACAGCUGUAUUUAAUGCAGAUAAGACUGCUAUUGACCAUUUAAUCGAUAUUGAUCCAGAUGUUAUUAAUACAAGAGGAGCGGUUGGUGAAUGUCCUAUACAUAUGUUAUUUCUAUGUGGAACAGACGCACAUUUAGAAAUUGCUCGAGAUCUUAUUAUAAGAUUUCCAAUUAUUGUAACACAAAUUUAUAAUAAACCAAGAUAUUAUGGUGAAAAUAUUCUUCAUAUUGCUAUUGUUAAACGUAAUCCAACUAUGGUUGAAUGGUUACUUUAUAAUAAUCAUUUAGAAUCUUAUCGAGAAGAAUUAUUGACAGCAACUGCUACAGGUGACUUCUUUAAAAUAGGUCAACCAUCGUAUUAUGGUGAAACUCCACUAGGAUUUGCUUGUUGUACCAAUCAAUGGGAUAUUGUUGAAAUUUUACUUAAAUAUGGUGCUGAUAUGGAUGCGACGGACAGUAAUGAUAAUACUAUUCUACAUAUGCUUGUUAUUUGUAAUUUAACUGGAAUUUAUGCUAAAUUCAAAGCACGCUGGGUAGAACAACAGAUAAUUAACGAUAGUAAAAUAAUUAUUAAGUCAAAAUUAAUGAAACAUACGAAAUUAUGGAAUCGUUUAAAUAAAGAUGGUUUAACACCAUUAACUCUAGCAGCUGAUUUAGGUCGAGCUCAAAUGUUAUCAUGGUUACUUGAUGAACGUAAAACAAUACAAUGGUCCUAUGGUAAUGUUUCAUGUGUAUUACAUCCUCUUGAUCAACUUGAUCGUGAUUUUGAUGAUGAUAAUAAACAACGAAUUCUUAGUGUUAUUGAAGUAAUGAUUAAAAAUAAUAAUCCUGAAUUAGUACAUCCUAUUAUUACAUCUUUAAUUGAUAAAAAAUGGAAAUAUUUUGCUUCUCGAAUACUUAUUCGACGAUUUCUUAUUACAUUUCUCUAUCUUCUUGUUUUUCUUGGUACUACAAUUAUACAACAAACACGACCAGAAAUAAUAAUAGCAGAUGAAAAUGAUCAAAAAGCAAUAUUAAUUAAUGAUAAAUAUUCAAGUGUUAUUCAUAAAAUACUUUCCAGAAUCGGUCGUUUCAUUGUAAUAUCAGGUGCACUAUUGAAAAGUGCACGUGAAAUAUACGAAAUGCGUAGUUUAGGUUUCUGGAAUUAUAUUAAUAGUACAGGAUCUAUUUUUCUUGAAAAUUUUUUGUCAUGUUCAUUUUGUCUUGGUAUUUUUAUUACACAAAUUUUUCAUCUAUUUGAAAUACAUCAUUAUGAAACCCUCAUACUUGCUUUUACUUCUCUUAUUGGAUGGGGUUAUAUGUUUUUUUUUAUAAUGCCAUUUCGAUUUACUGGUCCAUUUGUUAUUAUGAUAUAUAAAAUGUUAUUUAAUGAUGUUCUUCGUUUUUGUAUAAUAUAUAUUAUUUUUCUUGCUGGUUUUUCACAAUCAUUUUUUAUUUUAUUUAAUGAAAAUGGUUUACCAGGUUAUAUAUCAAGUAUCAAACAAUGUUUUUUAGGUUUAUUAGGUGAUUUUGAUCUUGAUUAUUAUACUGGAGGACAAUAUCCAUUGACAAGUGUUACAUUACUUAUCAUCUAUAUUAUAGUUAUUACUAUUCUUUUAUUAAAUUUACUUAUUGCUAUGAUGGGUGAUACAUAUGCAGAUGUAAAACAAAAUGCUAAAAAAUUAUGGCAUUUAGAACGAGCACGUAUUGCACUUGACGUUGAACGUGGAAUUUCCAAGUCUAAACGUCAUCUACAAAUCAAUAAAUAUUGGAUAGAUGUAAAGGGUGAACGUUAUUUACAAGUUGAACAAGUGAACAAUGAGCUUUUUUCAUCUAUCGACGAUAAAACAAAGGAUGAUGAAUAA